This is a messenger RNA of Varroa destructor (honeybee mite), 9731 nucleotides long. RefSeq lists its product as uncharacterized. The record is from RefSeq and is a predicted model, not a curated record. Gene Ontology annotation, molecular function: protein binding. Lineage: Eukaryota; Metazoa; Arthropoda; Arachnida; Mesostigmata; Varroidae. Gene Ontology annotation, cellular component: plasma membrane; stereocilia ankle link complex; cilium.
CAGCAGCGCUACCUCGCACCCCCUGCUAGUCAUUGAGAGGAAGUCGACAGUAGAUGACAGCAGUUUUCCGUGGAAGAAGCAGCCAGGGCUUAGGCUGCUGCUGUUGCUGUUCGCCGUAACCGCGGUACACCGAAGCAAAAGUACCAGCGCCCGCAGUAGUGCAACACCCUUGCUAUAGUUCGUUCUCAUUGCAGCUGCUAGCGCUUCCGUCGCCGCUGCUUUUGCAGUGGUAAGCUUAGCAGUAGUAGUAGAUUCUAUUGGUCUAUCUGUCGGUCAGUUUCUCGGCGUGUGUAUGCGAAGGCUUAGGCUCUGAACGCAGCCGCUGACGGAGCCGCCGCGUGAGUUUGGCAGAGAGAACUAUGUUUGGAUGAGCAAAGCCGGCUCCCCGUGUGCUUGUCUAUCGGAUGUUCAUCCAGUUGCCAAGUGGCGCUCGCCCGUAACACGGUGCGCACGUCUGAGGUUCAGCGACAGGCAACGGUCGCGAUCGUGAUCGGUCGUGGCUCGAUGUUGUUGGAGUCUCGCGCAUCUGUAUAGGUCGUCAGUAAGUCGGGGCGCGACAACGUAUGAACCUCUUCUUCUAUAAUAUGAAGGUAUUUCUACCAAUUAAAUCGGUUCGAUUCCGACCUUGUUAACACAAAGAUUAUAAGAUAAGAUAGCUACGAAGACGGUGCUACGCCACAGUGCAUUGUAGACUUCGUAAAGGAAAGAAGACAUGAUAAACAGGUGUCGGGUUGAGUCGUAAUGUUAGAAAUGAAAUUGUGGACAGUUCGUGCGAUGAAGACAUCUGUCUGAUUGUUUGAUUAGUACAAACAGCGGGCGGACCGCGUAUCGCUACAUCGUACUUGAUUGCCGGUGCUCCGUAGUGAAGUUGUGCAUGUAUGUUGUUCUAAGGCAAUUGUGGUGGAGCUCGCCAAAAAAAAAGUAAUGUACGCCCAGUGAUUAGACCGCCAUGCUUGUUUCCCACCGAAUCAGCUGUGGAUAGUUACUCUAUGGAUAACGUUCAGAUUGCCAGCAGGAUAACCGCACUCGAGGUGACUUCAGCCUCCCGAUAGGUCGAGACAACUGAACUAAGGGGUAAUAAUAACUCGCGGUUAAAUUCAAAUAGCACGCUAUGUUGACAAUGUACGCUGCCAGUAGGAAAUCUCUACUGGUGUUUUCCUACCGCGAAACAGAGCAUCACAAGGAUGGCAAGGACGUCUUGUGAAAAAACCAUGGGAAAAUUAUUAUCGUAAAAGUGCUAUGUGCACAAAUCCUACCAGACGAAGAAUUGUCAACAGAAAAAAGUAUACGAGCCCCAAUCAGGUCUAUAGACGUUUGAUCUACUCCCACCUUUUAAUGGUACAACCCCAAAAAAUUAAGCAAGGACCUAGCUUUCUUUAGAAAAAUAGCCAUAUCGUGUAACACCAGCGAAUCGGCUACGACGAAGCGACUGCGUGCUUGGAUCCAGCGCUCGAACAUACUCCACCGCAUCUCAGAGUUUAUUGUACUUGACAACUCCGGUAAGAGUCCACACGUGUCUGGUACAGCUUCGUAAUAGUCUGAGGGACUGCCACAGCACACGGCUUUAAAGGAUUUUACGACGAAAAAAAGCUCGAGUCUAGCCUCGUUAACGCCAACGUGUUAACGUUUGUGUAUAGAUUAUCAGCCAUCAUCUGACAGCACAAAAUCAUCGCAUCAGCCUAACAAUACGCUGUCAACCAGGAACAUUGUGAUCGCCUACGUUAUCAGUAGUCAUCUAUCAUUUCAACGUCGUGUGAAGACCAACCAUGCAGAAUAGUGCUUUUUCUCGACAGCAACGCCAAGAACGUCUCGGCUCGAUUCCAGAGAUUCCACAAUCAGCACAGCGCCGACUAAAGUCCCAGGCGCCACCUCCGCCAAAAUUGACAUCGAUGAACGCCUCAACGUCGUCGUUCGUUGUGAAGCGUCCGACAACUUCGGCGUCAUCGUUGUCGUUGGCAGCUUCUUCGACAGUCUCACCAUCGUUGGACGCGGCCACGCCCUUAACGAGUCACAUGGCCCCGUCUUGUGCAGGAUUGCCCUCGCUAGGCGCUGGUGCCGUUCCAAAGAAACGUCCUGCGCCGAAACGACCCCAGAGCGACGACGGCGGCAGCGAUGCGCCGUCUGAAUCAUCAGGACACCGCUCCGUCACAGUGACGUUGAAACGACAACAGAAUUCACCGCUGGGCUUCUCGAUUCGCGGUGGCCGUGAGCAUGGUACCGGCGUGUAUGUCAGUCAAAUAGAUCCCAACUCGGAGGCUGAAGCUGCUGGCAUUAAGGCCGGGGACCAGAUACUAAAGGUAAACGGAUUUCCAGUUGACCAAUUCGUGCAUGCCGAGGUGUGUAUGAUGCUUAAACAGAACAAUGUUGUUACGCUCAAGCUCAGCGGGACGGGCAUGCUGCCCGUAAAGGAUCGCGGGGAUGUUGUUCUCAAGCCUGUUGCAAAUGUGGAUACUUCGCCAAAAUCGAGCAUUCCCUUGCCACCGGCGGAGCCAGACUUCGCAAAGAAUCCUCCGGUGGUACCUCCCGCGCCCAUACCACCCGCACCUCCAGCACCGCCGAAUACCAUGAGGCCGAUUCCUCCCCCCAUGCCGACGCAUAUGUUCGUGUCCGAAUUACACUCUGUCGCUCAGCAAUUGCGCAAACUGCAAAUUACCAAAGAUAUCGCCCUUGAGAAUCCGCUACUGAAACAGGUGGCCAUCAACCAACAACAACAUGACAAACUGAUGUCCGAAUUCAAGGAAGCGCACCGUAAGAUGUUUGGACAGGGCGAUCGUUUUCCAGACGAUUUCAGCGAUACGGAUCGAACGAUCGAGCGUCAGAAAACUGAACGCACGGAGGUUCUCUGCAUGAAGAAUGGCGAGUCUGGUACGGGUUCAAAUCUGCGUUCAGCGGCGUCCACGUCCAGUAUACUUUCGCUCAAGACGGAUAGUGGGCGAGGUAGCGCUUCACCGUUCGGAAGCGCGUCAAGCAGUCCUGCAUCUUCGAUCGUCGAUUCGGUGACCGAGAGCAGCAGAUCAGACCAAGGUGCCGAAGAAAAAGCCAAAUCGAGUUCACCGUUUGGCGUACAACUAAAGAGCCUACGUCGUGAAUCUUCCAACAUCGAAUUAUGUACAGCAAGUAAGAUCGAGGCGAAAACACCCCUUCGGCGGGAACAAUCUAGUCUCGAACUGAGCUCACUGAGGCAAUGUGUCCUUCCUCAAAAGAUUCAAGAGUCGAAUCUGUCCGCGGUCGCCGAGGAGCCUGUGCCUAAACCAAAAAAGGCUAUGACGCCAACGGCCGUUGCCAAAAAUAACGAGCCUUUGAGGAACACCCAGAGUGUACCAUUAGUGCAAGCAUCACCGUUUGGGACCUUCCGAAGAGAGUCAGCGAUGCAUUUAGAAAAGCAGUUAAUUGUACAGGAUAAAAACAUUAGACGCGAGAGUUCGUCUUAUAUAAUUCCGAAAAAAGAGUUCGAAAAAGCCGCCGAAUUUAAGCGGGAUUUUGGAUCGAACACUUUGGAUAUUCACGGUUUCGAAACAAUUCCUGAAAACUCAUUCGUUAACAAUCGUACAGGCCGGACAGAGGUAAUCUUUAUUCGAAACUCUCGUGAGAACGGUCGUGACAUCGAGACUAGUUCAGUAAUUUCAAGUGACGAGGGGUCUACCUACUCGGGGUCGUCCGGCUGUGGUGAACUUGUCGGGCGGCUUCGGCGUCAGUUCGAAGACCCUGGGAGUGAUAGCGAUAGCUCAGGUUCUGCGGGUAGCAAGGGGCCAGGACUGUUUUCCAAACGAACCCUAGGCCCUGUAACAAGUGGUGCUGGAGGAAAGAUCACUGUGAGCAUUGGUGUAGCGGCCUUGCCUAAGAACGCUUGUUGACCGCGUGCACAACGCGCUCAAGGAGUCCAAACCCCAAAGCGUCGAGUGCAAGCAGAUUGUCGAAACGAAGCCAGAUAGAAGCGACUACCGGAAACCUUUUCAGCUUUAGUUCUACUUCGCCGUCUUUUUACGUAAAGCUCAUUGGUCUUUCCAUCGUCUUCCAUACAUUGAGCCUUCCGCUUCGCGGAUCAUCGGCAGGUUCCAAGGCGGCGGCCAAGCGUCAAAACGAGCAAAGUCUUUAGCUGAUACCUACAUAUAUAUAUAUAAACAUUACAUAUAUUUCUAUUUUUUUAAACAAACCAAACAACCGUCCUAACCUUUUACCGAGCGAAAGCUUAUGGUACGGAAACAGGGUAGAAAUUUAACAAUGCCCUGCAGUGUUAUAUAGUUGUUAUAUAGCGAGACAGACAAGCUGAAGCUGAAGCUGUUGUAAUAAUAACAACCGCUGAAAGAAGAUGUGUCGGAUACAAAUUAGUGGCAACACGACAGGAUGAGCGGCGGUUUAUUGAUGCGACGCUGAUAAAAUUCGACAGCUCCACUAAAUUCGCUGUUACUGCCCGAAACAAUGCGUCACGAGCCACACGCCAAAGACCGAAAGCCGCAAAAGGAUUCUUCCGGCCCGUCCAUCCAUCCAUCCAUCCAUCCAUCCGUCAAGUGCUCAACAAGGUAGCCAGCGCUCCACUGUCCAAAGUAAAAUUCUGCCUGAUGAAAGCCGUACAUCAUUCAAUCAGCCACGGCUAUUGGUGCUCCUACUACCGCUGCUGUUGGCUAAACCCCGUUUGUAACGCUGUCGCAACGAGCGCUGCUACUCCAGUCACUAUCUGUUCAGCGUUAAGUCUGUUGUUCGAGCGGCCAGUGGUGCGUUUUGCCUCUCGCUAGGGGUUCUAUGACUCCGGGGCUGACCAGCGCAAACGGAACGGACGUAACCGAUAUGUACUUUUUCGUCUCUGGGGUCUGUUUUUCAUCCUUUACGUCGGAUUAUUAAGCCGUUAAGCAUGACUUCAGACGGCUGCGUCCCAGCACGAAACAAAGGUGUGUCUGCGCCCACACUCGAACCUAAACCACCACGUGUAAAUUUAGCAGGCAAACACGCGAUCCGCUGCGCUACGACGCGGACCGUCUCCGAAGCCCGUCACAUCCUCGGGCUGUCGAUCUUGCUGCGAUCGUUAUCGGUGUUACUGCUCCUAGCUGGCCGAACUGUUCUAUCGUGAGCGGAGUGCCACCACAGCUAAAGAACCCUUGAACGCUGCUCUAUCACGCAGGAUCUGCCACGUCCAUCUGUAGAUAGUUGGGCAGUUUAGCUGACUAGUUCAGGUCGUUUGCCUUUGCCUAUGCUGCAGUUAAAACGCUAAGCGGCGCCGGUAGCGCUAGUGAUGACGGUAAAGCCGGGUACUUCAGCUCGCGAUCGGACGUGAGCUCUACCGUCUCUCGACCGAUUCCCGUAGUCAUGUCAUUCUAUACAAACUGUUACUUUGCUACGCUGGGAACUGCUCUGCUGGUAACGAGACUAGUUAUUGCUUAACUAUUGCAAUAACAGUGAAUCCUUCGCCUGGCCACGUUCGCUUUCUAUGGGCCGAAUUUGGGCAGGAUCGGGCAGUAGGCUUCACAGCAGCGUUGUGGAUGUGGGCGCUGUGCGAGCACAAUGAUUCGCUGCUCAAAAUGUUAGCGAUAGACAACAGUUUAACUUAAACAACUGACACUUUCAGUAAUAAGAAUACUUUCUAUAGCAACAGCUGAAGCGGCAGCAGGAAGCCACAUCAUCGGGGAUCACAACAAGCGUAGAAACGCCAUGCUACAGUAGAGAUAUCUUGGCACGGAUUAGCUACAAUGUAAUCGCCCAAGCACGCAAGCUUCAUCCGAGCUAUCCUUGCAAUAGAGAUCACAGAAGGAGCGGGUAAUAACGAAUAAACGCCUGUUCGUAAGGAUAUCCAAGUGCUGGAUAGGGUAACCGGGCUGAAACAAUCGUUUUUUACCGCCACUUUAUUGUCCGAACUAGAGCAAUAAUAGCCAGUGCAAUUUGACAGAACUUCCGCAUAUCGACCCCAGCUUCAAAGUGUCUACAAUUUCUGCCUGCUUCUCGAUCAUUGUGCGUGGCGACGCUGCCCGUUCGUUGUUGUCACCAAUAAUCUUCGAUGUCCCUAUCGUCGCGACGUUCAACGCUCGCGACUACCGCCAGUGGAUUUCCCGUUUUACUUCACGUUGUUCAUUCCCGCCGUAACCCUCGUUUGCCCCCUUGGACUGUUAUCGCAUUUCAGACAACGAGAGCGACGGCCGCAUGCAUGCAUGCAUGCAUGCGUAAUGCUUCCAUGCAACGGCCUGCAGAAAGGCUUUACUACCUAAGGAAUAGCGGUUGUAGGGCACUUCGGACGUUUUGCGCGACAAAAAAAAAAACCCUUUCCUCUUCUGUGCAUCCAUCCUGUGGUAGAGGCAUUGUAAAUACUAUAAAUAAAUAUAUAGAUAGAUAGAUACCGUGCGAAAGAUCGAGCAAAAAGACGACCGCAUUGAUGUACCAUUACGAAUGACGCAUAAAAGUAAGAACGCUGCGAAGCUAGUAGAAAGACUGUGAUGAGCUGUAUGGGCGUGAAAUAUUAACGAGAGAACGAGAUGUUAAUACCAACUAUACAGUAUAUAGCUGAUUGGCUUCAUUGAGUAAUCCGAAUGGACAUUGUACGAACAAAAGGAUUUAAGGAUGAUUUGUCGGAUCGUUUUGAAAUACAUAAACUAUUACAUCAACUAUAACCUCUACCCCAACGUGUGUUGUUUCCAGUACGAAUAAACAUGUUGGAUAAUGGGCAUAUACGAUUUUGGUAGAAAUUCAAAUAUACGAUACCAUUUGGUUGCUCGGGCACUGAUCCUGUGAGUGCAGCAGUAUAUUUAUUAGUUAACGCGUUGCUUCUCGAACCUAAUUCGUUGAACCGAAAGGUGUUAUCUAUUUAGAAUUCUAUGAGAAACGAUAUGCAAACUGUAUGUAAUGCAGGAAAACAGUAAGGACCGUCACCACUCAAUCCGCGGUGACAGCACUGAAGUCCAGCGUUGCCCGAGUCCUAAAGAAGCCCGAUUUCGAUCACGCGUCUUCGUUCUAACAGAGCAAACUAAAAUAGCGAUCAAUGGAUAUAUCCGAAAAUGGCUACAUAUGAAAAAUUGCUGUCCUUAAAGCUGUUUUCGAAUCGAUCCGGCUACGUAAAUGUUUUAUCCAUUCCGUUACACGUACCGGUGGUACGAACGUCCUUGCUUUACGUGUUCAGAGUUUGUCCAGAGAUUGUUUUUCAACGGUUUAGCAAUUAUUUUGUUGCCGAGAGUGACGGCACAGGAUGAAGCAAAUGGAGCUCGGGGUGAAGUAAGUGGCAGAGGAUAAAGCAGGGGAAUUGGUUUACCCAAAAACGUCCCAUAACCGCGGAAUGUUCGAUUUUUCGAAACUAUGAAAGCAGGGCGCCAUGGUAACAAUGUAUUGUUGAUUUUUGCCCACGUUCAUGGGGUAACCGAACAAGCUCUAUUUCUCCAGCAGGCAAUUGGAUAAAGCUGCGCAAAUGUUACGCAUUGAUCAGAAAUGGCAUUUGCCAAACGUCGUAGUAGGCGUCCCCAAGAGCAGUCAGCUGAUUGUGGUAUUGUGAUCAUUAUUUAUGUAGCAUUAUUUUAACGCUCUGUGAGCUAGCUAAUCAUCAUGUAUGGCACCGAGAUAUUUUAGUAUUUCGUGAUAUCAGGCUAUCUAAUCCACCAUCUUGAUCUGGUUGUUCGUAUACGAUAUUUAUCAAUUAAUACACAUAGAACAAGUGUGCUGGUUAUAUUUCGAAAUGUAAAGAAGAUAGAAAUAGCGUAUUCUAUUUGAAACGCUCAAACCAAUCUCAUAUUAUUAUAAUAUCACAAGUAACGAUUUUAACUUCCAUUAAACGCAAACAUGAAAAUUAAAAGGGCAAAAAAGCCCGCUCAAAGCGUAGUCAUCGAUAAGCCGUCACCAAUCAAAUGAUUGUGCCAUCCGUAAAUUAUUAUGCUGACUAUAUAUAUAUAUAUAUAAGAACGUAUUGUUGAAACGAGACAAAAGCUCUGAAAUAUAGCUCUUUCCAAAGAGUACCUCACAUAACGCGGACAGUACAAAGUCAAAUAGAAUGGCGAAGUCGACAGACGCUCACAAACCUUCUCCACACACUUUGCUCACGUUAUGAUUAUUCUGCUUCGGUCUUGUUCGGUUUCUUUUCUUCUAUUUCUCGAUCGUUCCUGGAUCAAUGUCACUUAAACUGGCCUGCUCUUCUUCAUUCCGCUGGCGAAGUUCCCGCACUGAUCAUGGUGACGCUGAAGAUAACGGCGCAAGUUCUAGUCGAGUUCUUUCGACUUGGCAGCCCAAAUGAUCACCAUCACGUUGAUAUCUAGCGGAAUGAAGAUCGGGAUGACCGGACGACAUCAGCACUUUUUAAUCAACAUUCAACAGGCAGACUUCGGCAUAGAAGGAGGAACUUCUAGCAGCAGCAGCAGCAGCAGCAGCAGCAGUAACUUGCCUUAUAUUGCUCGGUGUUGUCGCCCGGGAAAAGUCGGGAGUCGUCGUUAGAAGCGGGUGCAGCCAGACGAUUCUUUCAUAGAAUCUCGUGUAUGGGGGACGAGUUCCUGUGCCUUUGCGUUUUAGUCAUAGAGCCAAGUUCACUGUCCUGUAAUUGCGAGAUAUUUGGCUCUCUGCCGGUUGUCCAUUACCCCCGCGAAACACGAACCGAACAAGCGCAUACAAUAUAAUUACACGCAAUGUGUGAAUAAAUCAAACGGGACGCCCAUGUGACAUUACUUGCUAUACUUCAAUUCGGACUCUACCCCUACGGGGUUAUACUCUUUAAAGGGAACUUGUUUAGCACCAUCCCAAAUGUAUUAGGAGUCUUCCGGGGUAAGAGUUUAGACAGGGACCAAACGAUGGCUCGUACCGUCGGCAGCAGAGACACGGGAAAUGCCUACAGCGAUCCCCACUAACGACAACCUAUUGACAUCUCUUGGAACCCGCCUCGUUUAUGUCAACUACGGGUAUCGCAGCGAUCCUGCUAUUCACGAGUGAUUGUCACAAUGUGGUGAAGAUAACUCAUCAGAAAAAAUAUUAAACGACGAUAAAGACGAUUUUGUAAUAAAAGGAAUUGGGUUCGUUGCGCUGCAUAAUUAUAAUGAAAAGUAUUAUGCUUUUAUGCGAGAGCAACAACAGUCAACUAACUCGUGCGAGGAACGAGCUGUCUCAAGUAAUACUUAAUAGCUUUAGUACCGCACGUAAAACAGAAGCAAUAUCAAAAUAUUUAACAGGAAAUAAAGGUCAAUCGGCGGUUGAUGUUUUGGAGUAAGUUCCAGCGAAAUUUGUUGUGCUUCGUGUUUUCCCUUACAUUCAAAUGAUUUUAGUUAUAGUUUCGCCUACUGCUAUACCGUGUUGUAUAUUAAAUAAGAUAUUUAAUAAAUUAGCUGGACCACGCAUGCAAAUAUAUAUGAAAAUGAACUGUACUGCGAAAGCCUAAUUUACAUACCCAAUUAUGAUUUGAACCAUAUUUAUGGAUUUAUGACUCAGUAUUCCAAUAGAUUAUUUUUAUCUACUGCUCUGUAGUAAGUGUUUGCCUCAGCUUUGGCAUAUGGGUUUCCAACUGUUUUUCUUCAGCAUACAAAAACGUACUCUUGAAUGAGGGCGAGAUGAAGCUUCGAGUGCUCGAGAACUCGGACAGUCCAGCAAUAAGGACAAGUUAGGUCGUGAAGGUGACGAGCUGAAUUCGACUUUUGAUCUAUGUCUAAGAGAUAUCUAAUGCUCGGCGGCCAUCCUGAAGAACUUAUUCACAGUAGUGUAGAUUAUCUGUACAAAUUCACUGGCUCAGUACAUUAAUUGUGGCAUACUGUUUUGCAAUAUAUAUAUAUAUAUAUAUAUUGCCUUAA